Messenger RNA from Amblyraja radiata (thorny skate), 2792 nucleotides. RefSeq names its product xyloside xylosyltransferase 1 (gene xxylt1). The coding region runs from base 96 to 1274 and encodes 392 amino acids. The record is from RefSeq and is a predicted model, not a curated record. The transcript is spliced from 4 exons. Gene Ontology annotation, cellular component: endoplasmic reticulum membrane. Gene Ontology annotation, molecular function: xylosyl alpha-1,3-xylosyltransferase activity. Gene Ontology annotation, biological process: protein O-linked glycosylation via N-acetylgalactosamine. Lineage: Eukaryota; Metazoa; Chordata; Chondrichthyes; Rajiformes; Rajidae.
GGAGGGGCGGGGACUGUUGGCGCGGUCCCCGACAAAGCUCUAUAAUCUUUGGUUCCCGAGGCCCCGUCCCCUUUGCCCGUGCGGGCGGGCGGGUGAUGGCGCUGUGUGUGCCGAGGCCGCUGUGGCCACCGCGCUCGGCCCAGGCCGCGCUCCUGUGCGCCGCCGCGCUGGCCGUCUGCGCCUUCUACUACCUGGGCUCGGAGCGCCACAGCUUCUCCAGCAACAGCCGCCGCAUCAAGCUGGGCCGGGCGGGCGGGGGCAGACCCACUGACAGGGGCCCAGUCGGGCAGGGAGCCGGGGCCCAGGAGCCGGGGGUCGGGGCCCAGGAGCCGGGGGUCGGGUCCCUGCAGCCGGGGGUCGGGGUCAGCCUGGGGCCCGUGGCCCAGCAGCUACACGUCCUGAUGAUGCUGACCAAGGCGGACACGAACCCCGCUCUCCGGGCCAGGCUGGCCGUGGCCGUGCGCUCGAUGGUGGAGCGGGCAGAGCUGCGGGACGGGGAGCAGCUCCACCUUCACUUGGUCACCGACCCCGCCAGCAGGCGGCUGGGGGAGCCGCUGGUCCGGGAGCAGCUGCGAGCCGCCGCCUUCCACUGCCAGCUCACCUUCCAUGACGUGGACACCAUGACCCACGAGUUAUUCCCUGUGGUUGAACCGAUGCAGCAGCUCUUCAGUGCUGGCGCUGGCUCCUACUACAGUGACUCCAUUUUCUUCCUGUCCGUGGCCAUGCACAGAAUCAUGCCAGCAGAGUUGACGCAUAUUGUGCAGUUGGACCUGGAUGUGAAGUACAUGUCUAACAUCAGGGAGCUGUUUGAAGAGUUUGACAAGUUCCAGCCUGGAGCUGUUCUGGGUAUCGCCAGGGAGAUGCAGCCUGUUUACAGGCACACCUUUUGGCAGUACCGCCAAGAGAACCCUCACACUAAAGUUGGCGAUCCCCCACCAGACGGCCUCCCGGGUUUCAACAGCGGAGUGCUGCUGCUCAAUCUCCAAGCCAUGCGGCAGUCUGCUCUUUACAAUCAGCUCCUGGAUGCCGAGAAGGUAAGGAAACUUGCAGACAAGUAUCACUUCAAGGGUCACCUUGGCGACCAGGACUUCUUCACGUUGAUUGGAAUGGAGCACAUGGAGCUCUUUCACAUUCUGCACUGUUCCUAUAACAGACAGCUGUGUACCUGGUGGCGGGACCACGGUUAUUCCGACAUCUUUCACCUCUACUUCAAGUGUGAUGGCAAAGUGAAAAUCUACCAUGGAAACUGUAAUACUCCAAUCCCUGAUGAGUAAACACACAACAUUGGGACACGUGUACCGAUCCUUCACAACAUUCUCUGUGCCGCAAAACUUUACUCCUUUUAUAAGAAGUGUUUUGUUUCCAUUUUAAAACUUCUAUUUUUAUCUCCUCUUUGUUAUGUCUCUGGGUCUGUCAUUCUGUGAGUGACGGAUACAAAUAAUACAUUUAUUGUGUGGAAAACUGCAUUGUCAAAGUGGAGUACAUCCUGGAAAAUGUCAUCUCUCAUUAAACUCAUCACUGCUUUCCUGGAGUACACAACUUGUACACAAAAAACAAUAUACAAAUCAAUGUAUAAUCAUAUACAGACAAUCUAUGCAAAAAAACGACAACAGUGAAAACUGAAAUAGGAAGUGAACAUUUGUUGAGAUAUUCAGCAGGUCAGGCAGCAUCUACGGAGAGAGAAGCACGGUUCAUGAGUGAAAGAUUGUCGACCUAAAACAUUAUCUCUGGUUGUGCGGAUGCUGCUGAGUAUUCCCAAGCAUCGUUUUCCAUUUUAACUGUGAUAUUUACGUUGUUGUCUGCUGUUGCUUUCUUCCUUCCCCCUUCUCUUUGAGAAACUGUGGUGAGCCCUUGCUCCAGGGAGAGGCCUUGGCAAGCUCACAACUUUGCCCCACACAUCAUUCCAUUGUCUUGUUCAUAUUGUGUAUUUGAAACAUCUGUCUCACAUUAAUUUUUAUCAGAUAUGUUUGUUUGUUAAAUCAUUGGAUAUCCUGUGUAGAGAACUGUUUGUUCUUGCUGUUUGCUGGUUUUAACACUGUGUUAGAUGAAUUCAGAAGAAAGAUCUGGAAGAUUUACACAUAAGAACCUGAAAUGUCUUGACAGGGUGCAAGUGGAAAACAUGUUUGCUCUUGCUAAACUAAGACCAAGUAUCACCAUUUACAAAUCAGUCUUCACUCAUUUAAGAUGCAGUGGAGGCAAAUCUUCAUCUCCCAAAGGUAGAGCAUCUUCCUCAAAGACAACAAACACAGAGGUGACAGAAGGUAAGGCAGCGGUAAACAGAUAUUUGGAGAGCAGGCGGAUGAAAGAUUACUGCAGGAAAACCGGAACAGAAUUGAUGUUACAGUAACAUGAUCACGUUAAAUAAUGGGAUGGAGGGGGUCAAAUAAUGGGGUGGAGGGGGUCAAAUAAUGGGCUGGAGGGGGGUUCAGGUAUAAAGUGGUAGUGUACUUCUCCUUUUUCACAUGUUUGUAUGAAGCAUAUUUGAAAUGAUCAUUUUGCCCGAACGCACCUUAAUUCACCUGAACGAGCCUGUGAAGAUGAAGAAGACAGAAAUAUCGAGGUAUCUGUGUGUACAUUAUUGUGUCUUCCUUCAGAACAGAGAGAUCACUACAUUAAUCCCCACUGAUAAACUUUCUCAGUCAUUUAUCUUUCAUUUCCAUUUAACAUUUUAUAGAUUUGGUCUAAUUUGAAUGGUUUUGAAAGCUGACAUAUCCCAGUGGAAGGAUUUGGGGAAUGGAACAGUAUUUGCAGUUCAGAGAUUGCCUGUUAAUAAAGAUUGUGAUUGUUCUCAC